GGUGGUCGAAUAUACCUCACUAUUUUCACUACCUACUGCCAUUAGGGAGCGGAUAAGAUGCUUCAGCCUGACGGUUAGUCGCACAUAGAGGUUGUUCUCUGGAGCCCACAGUCGCAUCGUGCUGCCCCGUUGCUCGAUGGGGCUCGACGGUUGGAGCUGCCGGAGCUAGGUGGCGCAGCAUGCUGGCGGCCGGAAAUGGGAAGCCUCAAUCACGGAUCUUCGCAACUCUCGGCGGAUUUUGAUCAUGACGUGGACGGCGUUAAUUCCAGCCUGUGGAAUCUAGAUCUUAGUCAGGAAGAAUUGACGGACAAUCUAGGGACCAAAUUAGGAACGGGCGGAGCGACGGACGGAGUAGUUUUAAACCUGGGCUCAGAAUCCGGAUCGACGGUCGUGAAGUGCUCUUGGAUGCCUCGGCAAGGAGCAUUCUCCGUGGUGGCGCCGGCGCCAGGCCCGCAUGGCGACUGCAGCGGCGAGCAGCGGCAGGAGUCGAGCCAGAGGACACCCCUGCUAGUGCGGAUGACGGCCGGUCUCAAGCACACCUACACGGCGUGCAACGACGCCCACACCCACGCCCACCACCCCGCGUCCCACCCCGCGCCCGCCGCUCACGAGCAAGCGGCGCCUGGCGAUCAUGUCGCCUCGGCGGAGGGGGGUGGUGAUGACGGCGAGCGGGCGGCGCGCGUGGUACUGACAAAGCCAUCGGAGCCCGCGGGGAACGAGGGCAUGGACAACGCCAACUCCGACCUCAUCCUCACCACGCACCUCGUGCUCACCGCCGGCGACGGCACCCUUAGCUACGUGGUGCGGGACGUGUUGGGGCAGGGCACGUUCGGGCAGGUGGUGAAGUGCGAGUGCGUGGAGACGGGCGAGGUGGUGGCGGUGAAGGUGAUCAAGAACCAGCCGGCGUACUACCACCAGGCGCUCGUCGAGAUCAGCAUCCUCAGACUCCUGAACGGGUCGUUCGACCCGCACGACCAGCACCACAUAGUGCGUCUGGUGGACCACUUCGUGUGCCACAGCCACCUCUGCAUCGUCUUCGAGCUCCUCACCUACAACCUGUUUGAGCUCAUCCGCCAGAACCAGUUCCGCGGUCUCUCCCUCAAGCUCGUGCGCCUCUUCACCAAGCAGCUGCUGGUGGCGCUGACGGUGCUGGAGGACGCGCGGGUCAUCCACUGCGACCUCAAGCCCGAAAACAUUCUGCUCAAGAGUCUGGGCGGCGAAAUCAAGCUGAUCGACUUUGGCUCUGCAUGCACUGAGAAUCGAACCGUGUACUCGUACAUCCAGAGUCGGUUCUACCGGUCGCCGGAGGUGGUGCUGGGGCAUGCGUACGGCACGGCCAUCGACCUGUGGUCGCUGGGGUGCGUGGCGGCGGAGCUCUUCCUGGGCCUGCCGCUCUUCCCGGGGGCCUCCGAAUACGACAUGCUGCACCGCAUGGUGGAGACGCUGGGCUGCCAGCCGCCCGACGCCAUGUUGAGGCGCGCCAAGCACACCAGCAAGUACUUUGCGCGGGCAGCAAGUGCAGAGGGUGCGGGGGAGGAGGGGCGGGGGUCGGCGUACCGCCUGAAGACGGUGGACGAGGUGGCGGCGGGGGGGGAGACACGGCCCGCCCUGGGCAAGCGGUACUUCCGGCAGACGGCGCUGAGCGACCUGGUGCUGAGCUACGCGCUGAGACGCGGGGACACGGGCGAGGAGGCACGGCAGGAGCACGCAAGCCGAGUGGCGUUCGUGGACUUCCUCUCGGGGCUGCUCCACAUGGACCCCGCCCAGCGCUGGACCGCCAAACAGGCGUCGCAGCACCCAUUCAUCACGGACGAGCCAUGGACGGGACCCUUCCAGCCACAGCCCCAGCAGCAGGCGGAGGCCACACAAGGCGCCCAACUUCAGCCGCUGCACAGGGAGGGGGCCACCAGGCUCGCCCACCAGCAGCAGCAGCAGCAGCAGCAGCAGCAGGCGCGUGUGCUGCAGCACAGGCAGUCGGUGGAAGCCCAUGCGCUGGACGCAGCGGGCAGGGGGGCAUUGGAUGGAGGCAUCAUGGCGGGCAGCCUGGGCGGGGCUGCAGCGAUGGGAGCGGGAGUGCGGGCUGCCAUGGCGCUGAACGGAGCUGCAUCUGCUGCCAUGGGCGUGGGCCUUGGCGCUCCUGCUGCUGCAGCCAUGGGUGCCAGCAUGGGUGCUGGCACAGGCAUGGGUGAAGGGGGAUAUGCGAGUGUGGGAGGGUAUGGCGUGACUGUGGGUCUGCCGCACAACUACGGCCCUCUAGGGGCCAGUGUGGGCUCCUACGGCAGCAUUGGCAGUCUCGGCAGCUUUGGCGCCAUGGGAGGCAUGGGGGGCAUGGGAGCGAUGGGGGGCAUGGGAGGUAUGGGAGGAAUGGGGAGCCUGGGAGGCAUGGGGGGCAUGGGAAGCCUGGGCGGGCUUGGCAGUCUGACUGACCCCACAGGCUCGUAUAUCGCGUAUGCUGCCCACCUGGCUGCUGCAGGGCAGGGGGCGGACAUGGGAUCGGGGUCGUUCGGGGGAGCAGCAGGAGCAGGCGGAGCAUCAGCCCUGGGCCUGGGUUUAGGGUUAGGGUUUGGUCAGAGCCCGGACACACGGCAGUUGCUGCCCGCGCUUGGCAGCAUGUCGCACGUGAACCAGGCGGCGCAGCAGCGGCACAUGGGGCAGCUGGGCCAACCAGGGGCGCUCAACCACGUGGGGCAAGCGAACCAGAUGGGGCAAGCGGGUCAAGGCGGUCUGCUGAGUCAGAUGGCCUCCAGCCCCCUGGGUCCUGGCAGGGGCUCCCUGCAGCAGUACCAACAGCAGCACUUGCAGCAGCAGUUUCAGCAGCAGUUCCAACUGCAGCUGCAGCAGCAGCAGCAGCAGUAUCAGCAGCUGCAGAGGCUGCAUCAGCAACAGCAGAUGCAGCAGAUGCAGCAGCAGCAGCAGCAGCAGCAAAGGCGGUCGUCCCUGCACGAGCAGCUGCAGGCGUCCCAUUCCCUGCAGCCGUCGUCCGCGUCCCUCCUGUCGCCCCAGUUCCGCGCGUCACUGGCGCCAGGCACCAGCCUGGGCAUGAGCAUCCCCGCCCCCGCCACGCUCGCAGGCAGAAGCACCAUUGGCGCGGGCAGCAGCCCGGGGGAGAGGAGGGGCAGCGGCGCGGGGCUGAGUCAGGGACUGGGAGGUGGCAACGCAGUGCAUGCGCAGGAGGCAGGGGGCUCGGGUGCGUAUGUGGCCUUGGGGCAGAGCCCAGGCGGGCCUUAUUUCGUGGAAGGGGCGGGGCGAGGGGGAGGGGGGUACUGGGGAGGGAGGGACGGUGAAGCGGCAGUCAGCAGCAGCUCGCUGCUAGGCGCGAGCCCCCUGCAGUUCACCCCGCCCUCUGAUGCCCACCACUUCACGUCCAUGCACUCGCACUCGCACCACCACCACCACCACCAGCAGGGUGGGCGGCAGGGGCACUUACAGGUGCGCGUGAGUGAUCCCACAACUCCCUCCUCCCCCACCUCCGCCUCCCCCCUCUUCCCCCCCUCCUCUCUCCUCCCCGACUUCCCCUCCCCGCUGGCCAGAAGCUCGGUGGGGCAGGCGUCGUCACUGGGGCCCAGCAGCAGCGUCCCCGGAAUCAAUCUAGGCCUCGCAGGGGGGCUGGCGCCCACUGCUGGAAGGGGCUUGGGAGGUGCAGGUGCAGGAGCAGCAGGGAUGGGGCUGAGUGUGGGGAGGGGCGGGGCGGACGGGGGGAUAGCUCUUGAGAAGGCGGCUGUGAUGGGGCAGUUCCAGCGGAGGCAGAGCGAGGUGAUGCGCAUGAUGGCCCUCAUGCUGCAGCAGCAGCAACAAGAACAAGAACAACUGCAACAGCAGCAGGAACAGCAGGUGGAAGAACAAAUUCAACAGCAGCAGCAGCAACAGCAGCAGCAACAUCUGUUGCAACAGCAACAACAGCAGAAACAUCUUUUGCAGCAGCAGCAGCAAGAGCAAGAAUGGGAAGAGCAGCAGCAGGAUCAGAGAGAGCAGGAGCAGUGGGUGGGGCAGCAGCAGGGGGCAGCUGGGAGCCACGGUGCAAGAGAGGCCGUGAGUGAAGGGGCUUACAGCAGCGGCGGCAGCAGCAGCAAGGAUGGCGGGUAUGGCGCAGACACAGGCAGAGGGAGGGCGAUGCUUGCAGGAGGUGGGGAUUCCAGGGGCGCAGGCAGCGCACAGCUGAGCCUGCAGGGGGGCGCACAGGCAGCAGUCCAGCCACCGCUGUCUACCAAGGAAGCUGGAGGGACUCUAGACUCGGGUGCUGGUGUGAGCCUUGGGCUGGGGCUAGGGCUAGGCAGCCACUACAGCAUUGACGGUAGGGUCGAGGAGGGAGGUGCCAGUGCAGCAGGUGUGGGGGGGAGCGAGGGGCGAGAGGGGAGAGUGGGAGAAGGGGGGGCGGGAGGAGGAAGAGCGAGCGUUGAGAGGGCAAGGCGGAGUCCGUCAGCAGCGGGGGAGGGUCCGGGCGAGUGGGAUCCGUACUUGUGUGACGACCUGCUGCCCCCAGCAGGCAUGGGUGAGCGUGGCCAUGCUGGUGCUCCAGCUGGGGGCUUGAGUGCGGGGCUGAGAGGCGGCGGCCAUGGGAGUGGGGCCAGCUCUGUAGAGAGACACUCGCACAUGGGGUCACAUGGGCAUGUGGGCUCGCAAGGGCAUGUGGGAUCACAUUGGCACGUAGGUCCACAUGGGCAUGUGGGGUCACAUGGGCACGUGGGGUCGCAUGGGCAGGUUGCGCCACCUGCUGCCUGGAGUCCUCUAAGCGCUGCCUACGACCAACCUGCACCUGCCACUGGUCGUGGUGCUGCUGGUGCGGCUGGUGCUGCCUCCACUGCUGCUGUGCCCGUGGCGCAUGGCGCGGUAGCGGGCAGUGGUGGCGGCAGUGGGGGGUCGCUGGGAGCCAUGGACUACUCGCCUGUGGCAGCACCAGGCGCCUUCAUGUGGUCUCGCCCCCCUGCCAGUGGCUCGUCCGCCCCCCUCAACUACCGCUCCGCCACGGAUCUCCCACCCGCCCGCCAUGGCGACGCCGCCUGUGGUGGUGCUGCUGCUCCCGCUGCUGGUUUCACUCCCGCCUUCAGCAGCGAGAGGUGGCGAGGAGGUGCGAGUCUGCGGGAUGGCACAGCAGGGGCCGUGGUGGACGCAGAGGCAGGGGCGGAGGGGGAGGCAGGGGGGGGCGCGGAGCCCAUGGGAAUAUCACCGGUGCAGGCAGGGCACUUGGGCAACUGGUCUGUGGCGGCAGCUGCUGCUGCUGCUGCCAUUGCAGGGCAGCAGGGGGGAGGGGCGUGGGGAGGUACCAAGGCAGGAGGGUCAAUGGGAGGCAUGGGCUUGGCAGAGGUGGCUUGGCUUGGCUAGGGCUGGGUCCAGUCUUCACUGCGCUAUCUCCAAUCAGCCAACCACAGCACAUGCAUGCUGUUGGCUUACUACAAAGUAUUCGGCAUACAAGCAGCAAAAUGCAAAAAUCAAUGAGAUUAGCGUGCGUGUGUUGCACUUGGGUCUUCCAGCUCGCAGGUGGCAUAUGACGCACCAACUUGUAUUAUCCAACAAAGAGAAUGGUACUUU
Closterium sp. NIES-67 is the source of this 5526-nucleotide messenger RNA. Lineage: Eukaryota; Viridiplantae; Streptophyta; Zygnematophyceae; Desmidiales; Closteriaceae. The record is from the annotation of a GenBank genome assembly.